AAAAGCCCUCCCUCCUCUUUUUCCUCGCUCCAUUCUUUUUCCCUCCAUCACUUGACGGAGGGCAGGCGGCGUGAGAGCAUCCUCCUCCUCCCCACCGGGUACCGGCCAGAGCAGGGCUUCCGCAGCGCAGCGCACCGGAGCGGAGCUGGAGGAGAGCAGAGGAGAGAAGCCAACAGGAGAAGAAGAGGAGGAGGAGGAGGAGGAGGAGGAAGAAGGACGGACUGUCUCCCCUCAGACAGGCGGGAUUGUACUCCGCAGCAUCCCGGCGCUCCAACAUGCCUCUGGGAAUCAGGAGACUCGCUGGGAUUAGCGCGCUGAUCGGCUGCUUGCUGCUUGGCUCCUGUGGGACAUCUGGAGAAGAGGUAUGUGACAGGCCACUGGUGUCCAGUCUGCCGCCAUCAUCCUUCAGGAGCUCCUCUCAGCUUUCCAUCAGUCAUGGGCCAGUCUUUGCGAAGGUCAACAGGAGAGAAGGAGCUGGAGGUUGGUCACCUCUCAUCUCGGACAGAUACCAGUGGUUGGAGGUGGACCUGGGGAGACGAACCCAAAUCACUGCUGUUGCCACGCAGGGUCGCUACGGCAGCUCUGAUUGGCUGACGGCCUACCUGUUGAUGUUCAGCGACACGGGACACAACUGGAGACAACAUCGGCAGGAAGACAGCUUAGGGGCUUUUCCAGGGAACAGUAAUGCAGACACUGUGGUCCAGUACAAACUGGAGCAGCCAGUGAUAGCCCGCUAUCUUCGUUUGAUCCCACUGGACUGGAACCCCACUGGGAGGAUUGGACUCAGACUGGAGAUAUAUGGCUGUCGAUACACCUCUGAUGUGGCCAACUUUGAUGGCAGCAGCAGCCUGGUCUACAGACUGAGUGUAAGGCCAAGCUGGAUGACGACGGAGAUCAUCUCUCUGAAGUUUAAAACCCUAAAGAAUUCUGGUACGCUGCUUCAUGCAGAGGGACUGAGAGAUCACAGCCUCACUUUGGUGUUGGAGAAAGGAAAGCUGCUGCUUUACCACCAACAAGGUGUGAGUUCACCCUCUGGUGGUCAGCUCCUUGUUUCUCUGGGUAGUCUGCUGGAUGACCAGCACUGGCACCAUGUAAAGCUGGAGAGACUGAGCACUCACCUCAACCUCACCGUGGAUAAAAACACGCAGCAGGUUCAUGUACCAGCUGAACUCAGCCACUGGCACAUUCAUACGCUGAGUCUGGCGGCUGUGCAGAGUCAUGGACUGCAGAAACCCAUCCUCUCCAACAGGAACUUUCAUGGCUGCAUGGAAAACCUGCUCUACAGUGACCUCCACCUGAUACACCUGGCUAAACACAACAGCCCCCAGGUCACUGUAGUGGGCAAUGUGACCUUUUCUUGUGCUGAGCCAGUUUCAGUCGCCGUGACAUUCACUGACUCCCACAGCUUCCUUCAGUUGCCCAGCCUGACGUCCUGGUCAUCAGGGGUUGCUUCUGUAGCACUACAGUUUAGGACGUGGAACAAGGUCGGACUGCUCUUGACAUUUGACCUCCCACAGCAGGAUGGCACAGUGCUCCUGUACCUGAGCGAGGCCAGGCUUCGUCUACAGAUCAGUAAAGCUGGCAGGGCUCCGCUAGAGCUCAGCACAGGUUCAGGUCUGAAUGACGGUCAGUGGCAUUCUGUGGAGCUGAACUUCAGACAGGAUCAUCUGAGCAUCACAGUGGACAAAGACGAAGGAGCCACGGCUCACACCAUCAUCCCUCUUCCUCUGACCACACACAGUCAGCUCUUCUUCGGUGGUUGUCCGGCUCAGACGAGCAGUCAGGAGUGCAGGAACCCCUCCAAGGCGUUUCAGGGAUGUAUGCGUCGCUUAACCCUGGAUGACCAAACUGUUGAUCUGAUCAGUGUGCAGCAAAGGCUGCUGGGAAACUACAGCCACUUGCAGAUUGAUAUGUGCGGCAUCGUCGACAGGUGUUCCCCCAGCCACUGUGAGCAUGGUGGUCGAUGCACUCAGUCAUGGAGCACCUUCCACUGCAACUGCUCCAACAGCGGCUACAGAGGAGCCACCUGCCACAGCUCAACAUAUGAACAGUCAUGUGAGGUGUAUAAACACAAAGGCAACACAUCAGGACAUUAUUACAUCGACGUGGACGGCAGCGGACCAGUCAAACCGCAGCUCAUUUAUUGCAACAUGACAGAGGACAGGACGUGGACUGUGAUCCAGCACAAUAACACAGAGCUGACCAGAGUUCAGUCCUCUCCGGAGAGAAACCAACACUUUGCCCACUUUGACUACUCGUCUGAAGAGGAGCAGUUAACCACCAUCAUCAGUCAGUCGGAGCACUGUGAGCAGGAGCUGUCCUACCACUGCAGGAAGUCCCGCCUACUCAACACACUGGAGGGUUCUCCAUUCAGCUGGUGGGUCGGAGGUCCGGGUUCAGGUCAGGUCCAUACGUACUGGGGAGGCGCUCUGCCUGGCAGCCGGCAAUGUGCCUGUGGUCUGGAGGACAGCUGUCUGGAUCCAAGUCACUACUGCAACUGCGACGCCGACUAUGACCAAUGGACUGAUGACUCCGGCCUGCUCACCCAUAAGGACACCCUCCCAGUCAGGUCUCUGGUGCUGGGUGACAUCCAGCGGCCAGGGUCCGAGGCUGCCUACAGGGUGGGACCCCUCCGAUGUCAUGGAGACGAGAACUUCUGGAACGCCGCAUUUUUUGACAAGGAGACGUCCUACCUUCACUUCCCCACCUUUCAUGGAGAGCUUAACGCAGAUAUUUCCUUUCUUUUUAAAACCACUUCAUCCUCUGGGGUUUUCCUGGAAAAUCUGGGCAUCAAGGAUUUCAUUCGGAUUGAACUGAGCUCUUCCUCGGAGGUCGUCUUCUCUUUUGAUGUGGGAAACGGACCACUGGACGUACGAGUGCAGACAGACCUCCCACUGAAUGACAACCGGUGGCACAGUGUGCGAGCUGAGCGGAACGUGAAGGAGGCAUCACUACGGGUCGACGAUUUCCCUCCUGCUACACAGGAAGCUCCUGCUGACGGACUCAUUCAUCUGCAGCUCAACAGCCAGUUAUUCAUAGGGGGCACUGCUUCCAGACAGAAAGGCUUCUUGGGCUGCAUCCGCUCUCUUCAGCUGAAUGGCAUCACUCUGGACCUGGAGGAAAGAGCGAAGAUCACCCCUGGGGUUCGACCUGGAUGUCCAGGACACUGCAGCAGCUACGGCUUGCUGUGUCAGAACCAGGGUCGCUGUGUGGAAAAAGCCAACGGCUUCUCUUGUGACUGUGGCCAGUCUGCCUUCAGUGGAGCCUUCUGUCAUGAAGAGGUUUCAGCGAGCUUUAAGUCAACAACAUCCGUCACCUACAUCCUCAAGGAGCGGUAUGAACCGAGCAGGAACAGCAGUGCCUUGCCUUCAUUCAUCUACUCAGAUAUCACACUCAGAGCAGAAAACGUCUCGCUGAGCUUCAGGACCAGCCAGAGUCCAGCCCUGCUGCUCCACGUCAGCUCCUUCUACAGGGAGUACCUGACCCUGCUCAUCAACAAACAUGAUGAGCUGGAACUGAGGUACAAGUUACACAGCAGCAGAGAUGUGGAGGUGUUGAGCAGCACAGUUGGCACCUUGGCUGAUGGACGGCUGCACACGGUGACCAUCAGGCGGCUGGCAGACACUGUUUCUGUGCAGGUUGACCACAAUGCCAGGGAGGACUUCAACUUGACAGCUGAUGUGGAAUUCAACAGCAUCAAAUCACUGACUCUGGGCAGAGUGCGAGAGUCUGAUGGAUCAGAUGCAGAGCUGGCUGGGCUGACCUCUCUUGGGUUCACUGGCUGCCUGUCAGGUGUUCGUUUUAAUUCCAUCAGCCCCCUGAAAGCUGCUCUGCACCAUCCUGACAGUUCUGUCAUUGUCACCGGACCACUGGUACAGUCAAGCUGUGGUUCAUCUUCUCCAGUCAGUCCCUACCCAGCAGAAACCACACACUCAUUAUCAGACCAACCUGGUUCAGUGGAUCCAGGUCAGCCUUUAGUCAAUACCAUCAGGAGUGACUCAGCUCUAAUUGGAGGGGUGAUCGCUGUGGUGAUCUUUGUCACUGUGUCUGCGUUGGUGAUUAUGGCCAGAUUCAUCUGCAGUAGGAAAGACACGUAUCGGAACCAGGAAGUAAAAGCAGCGCAGCCUGAAGACGGCCACGAGUUCCCAUUCAGCAGCCAGGCAGACUCUCCAAGCGUUCCCAAUGAAAACCAAAAGGAGUAUUUUAUUUAGCAGGAGCCCUGACCUCUCACUGACCUGACAGAACAGAGUAGGAUGACUUACCAAGUGCUCAGUGCUUUACAAGUCACCACUGAACUUUGAUUUAUGCUCUUUGAUUUUCGUUUUGUAAAUAUUGUACACUUUGCUAAAAAUGGGCAGAUGUGUUGGACUCCAUUCCCCUAAAAAGGAUUCCGAUCUUGUCACUUUGAGGAUGUAAAUAUUUCAAAAUGUACAGUGAAUGGUGAUUUGUGCAUUAAUAACUAUGUUUCUCCGCCAUUCUGAAAUGUUAUUUAAAGGAAAGUGUUUAAAGGAAAAAUGGAGAAUAGAUGUGAUGUUUAAAAAAAAAAAAAAAAAAAACAGCUUUACUUCAGUUAAGACUUUGGGGCUUGAUUUAUCAGGAACGCUUUUUUACGAGGACGAUGAACCUUCUGAUAAAUUUGAAAUGUCAGAGACACACAGUAUGUUUAGAAACACAGGAAGAUGGACCUGCCUGACUGAAGGAUUCAUUUGCGUGGUUCAUGCAGCCAAAGCACAGUCCCAGAAUCAAAUAAGAUCCACCUGUUAUACCUGAACAUAAUUUCAACACCUGCUGUAUAUAUGAAUACUAAAUUAAAGCAACUCACAAAAUUUACAUCCACACUUUGUCAUUGAGUUCGUCAGAGAGCUUUGAUGCUUCUCACUGUGCUUUUUCUUUAGAUCGAGAUCAAAAUAAAAUCUUAACAAUAA
This is a messenger RNA of Amphiprion ocellaris (clown anemonefish), 4925 nucleotides long. RefSeq names its product contactin-associated protein-like 4. The record is from RefSeq and is a predicted model, not a curated record. NCBI's taxonomy places the organism in Eukaryota, Metazoa, Chordata, Actinopteri, Pomacentridae. Bases 276 to 4211 code for a protein of 1311 amino acids. The transcript has 24 exons.